Phyllostomus hastatus (greater spear-nosed bat) is the source of this 4436-nucleotide messenger RNA. It is a transcript of the gene DPP6, whose product is annotated as dipeptidyl peptidase like 6. Gene Ontology annotation, biological process: proteolysis. The transcript is spliced from 26 exons. NCBI's taxonomy places the organism in Eukaryota, Metazoa, Chordata, Mammalia, Chiroptera, Phyllostomidae. Gene Ontology annotation, molecular function: dipeptidyl-peptidase activity; serine-type peptidase activity. Bases 279 to 2681 code for a protein of 800 amino acids. The record is from RefSeq and is a predicted model, not a curated record.
GAAGCAGCUGGAAGCCCACACCCUCCUCUCCUGUCCGGCUUUUAUUUUUCUUUCUCGGCUGCCGCCCCAAAGAGUUGAUUGCUAUUGUGAUCCGCCUAGGAGAGGAGAGAGCAGGGCGCGCGCAGGUGGGCGAGCCGGACCGCGGGAAGAAUUUUCUGCUCAAAAGCCAACUCCACCCAGUCGCCACUGCUGGCGUGGCCCCUGCUUGGAUCCCUGCCGAGACAAUGGAUUAAGUUACUCUUCCCUGGGCCAGGAGUCGCGUUCAUACUUGGGGCAGCAUGAAGGAAAAGGCAAUGAUUAAGACCGCCAAGAUGCAGGGGAACGUGAUGGAGCUGGUGGGGAGCAACCCUCCCCAGAGGAACUGGAAAGGGAUCGCCAUCGCGCUGCUGGUCAUCCUGGUCAUCUGCUCCCUCAUCGUCACCUCGGUCAUCCUGCUGACACCAGCGGAAGAUAACAGUCUGUCUCAGAAGAAGAAGGUCACAGUGGAGGAUCUCUUCAGUGACGAGUUCAAGGUUCACGACCCCGAGGCAAAGUGGAUCAGUGACAAAGAAUUCAUCUACCGAGAGCAGAAGGGAAGCGUGAUCCUGCGGGAUGUUGAGUCCAAUACGUCUACCGUGCUGAUAGAAGGCAAGAAAAUUGAGUCCUUGAGAGCCAUCAGAUACGAAAUAUCUCCAGACAAAGAAUAUGCGCUUUUCUCCUAUAACGUGGAACCCAUCCAUCAGCACUCCUACACUGGCUACUAUGUCCUGAGCAAAAUUCCUCACGGGGACCCUCAAAGCCUAGACCCCCCGGAGGUCAGCAACGCGAAGCUCCAGUACGCCGGGUGGGGGCCCAAGGGGCAGCAGCUGAUAUUCAUCUUCGAGAACAACAUCUACUACUGCGCCCACGUCGGGAAGCAGGCCAUCCGCGUGGUCUCCACGGGCAAGGAGGGCGUCAUCUACAACGGCCUCAGCGACUGGCUGUACGAAGAGGAGGUCCUGAAGACCUACAUCGCGCACUGGUGGUCCCCGGACGGCACGCGGCUCGCCUACGCCACCAUCAACGACUCCCGCGUGCCCGUGAUGGAGCUCCCGACCUACACGGGCGCCGUGUACCCCACCGUGAAGUCCUACCACUACCCCAAGGCUGGCUGUGAAAACCCCACCAUCUCCCUGCACGUCAUCGGCUUGAACGGACCCACCCACGACCUGGAGAUGACGCCGCCCGACGACCCGCGCAUGAGGGAAUACUACAUCACCAUGGUGAAGUGGGCCACCAGCACCAAGGUCGCCGUGAACUGGCUGAGCCGCGCGCAGAACGUGUCCAUCCUCACCCUCUGCGACGCCACCACGGGCGUCUGCACCAAGAAACACGAGGACGAAAGUGAGGCCUGGCUGCACAGACAGAACGAAGAGCCGCUGUUCUCCGGGGACGGGCGCAAGUUCUUCUUCGUGAGGGCGAUCCCGCAGGGCGGGCAGGGCAAGUUCUACCACAUCGCCGUGUCCUCCUCCCAGCCCAACAGCAGCAACGACAACAUUCAGUCCAUCACCUCGGGGGACUGGGACGUGACCAAGAUCCUGUCCUACGACGAGAAGCGGAAUAAGAUCUACUUCCUCAGCACGGAGGACCUGCCCCGGAGACGACACCUCUACAGCGCCAGCACGGUGGGCCCCUUCAACAGGCAGUGCCUGUCCUGCGACCUGGUGGGCGACUGCGCCUACGUCAGCGCCUCCUUCAGCCACGGCGCCGACUUCUUCCUGCUCACCUGCGAAGGUCCCGGCGUCCCCAUGGUGACCGUGCACAACACCACGGACCAGAAAAAGAUGUUCGACCUGGAGACCAACGAGCACGUGCAGAAGGCCGUCAGCGAGCGGCAGAUGCCCAAGGUGGAGUACAGGCAGAUCGAGGUCGACGAGUACCGCCUGCCCGUGCAGAUCCUGAAGCCGGCCACCUUCACCGAGACCGCCCACUACCCGCUGCUCCUGGUGGUGGACGGCAGCCCGGGCAGCCAGAGCGUGGCGGAGAGGUUCGCGGUGAGCUGGCAGACGGUGCUGGUGAGCGGCCACGGGGCCGUGGUGCUGCGCUGCGACGGCCGGGGCAGCGGCUUCCAGGGCACCCGGCUCCUGCACGAGGUGCGGCGGCGGCUGGGCGUGCUGGAGGAGCGGGACCAGCUGGAGGCCGUGCGGAUGAUGCUGAAGGAGUCGUACAUCGAUAAGACGCGCGUGGGCGUGUUUGGGGAGGACUACGGGGGCUACCUGAGCACCCACCUCCUCCCUGCCAAGGGUGACAACCAAGGCCAGAUCUUCGCCUGCGGCUCUGCGCUCUCCCCGAUAACAGACUUCAAGCUCUACGCGUCUGCGUUUUCCGAGAGGUACCUGGGCCUCCACGGGCUUGACAACAGAGCCUAUGAGAUGACCAAGGUGGGCCACCGGGUGUCAGCGCUGGAAGGACAGCAGUUCCUGAUCAUCCACGCGACCGCUGACGAAAAAAUCCACUUCCAGCACACGGCAGAGCUCAUCACUCAGCUCAUCAAGGGCAAGGCCAACUACAGCCUGCAGAUCUACCCGGACGAAAGCCAUUACUUCCACAGCGCCCCCCUCAGGCAGCACCUGCACCGCACCAUCGUCAACUUCUUCGUGGAGUGCUUCAGGGUUCAGGACAGAGUGCCCACAGCCACAGCCAAGGAGGAGGAGGAGGACUGAGCGCCGCCCCGGCCGCCCCUGGCGCAGCAGCGUGGCUCUCCCUGGACCAGCGUGGGGCUGGGCACCCCGCCCCCCUCUCCCGCCCAACCGCCCGCCCGCACUGGGGUGGGGGGCGGGGGGCGUUCCCGAUCCCUAGCAUGUGUGUCUCGGGCCCUGAAGGCCGUUUUGCUUCAGAAACCAGCUCCUUCCCGGCUGGAGGCGCCUCAUCACUCCCACGGGCUUCCAGGGAGCCAGGGGCCGUCACAGCCUCCUGCUGGCCGCAGAGCGACGAGUGCAUCCCACCGCCGCCCCGCCCCUCCCUGUGCACCCCCGGGACCGGAGGACCGCGGCGGCCGCCGCGAGGAAGCCUGCCCCGGCGAGCGUGAGCACCGCGCCCCCUGCCGGCGGCACCGCGUCCUGUCUGAUGUAACCGCGCCAUGGAAACCACGAGAGCACAAUCCCUCUAACAGCACCUCCUAGGUUGGCUUGCUCCUUCCUGUGCUAGGGCCCUCCGCGUUUUUCGGGGCUGUCCGCCCGGUCUUACUGUAGCGACGCUAAUGGUUAACCUUGCGGAAUUAAUUCGUAUUUUUCUAUGGUUUUUACCUGACGCUGUCUGCGGCCCUGGGGUCGUCUUUCUGUGCCGGGUUGGUUUGUCUGUUCGUUUGUUCGUUAUCCUCGGUUCCGCGUGGCUUCCUCCCGCCCGCCUGUCCGCUUGGCACUUGUUUGUGAGAAGAAACAGAUCAGAAGUCACUGCUCACCCCUCAAGGUCGGCUCUAGACUUUUCGGAGACAUUUCACACCGCGGAGGAGGGGGAAAACACCCAGCCCUACUUACUGACACAAAAGAAAGUGCAUAAAUAAAAGCUGUCUCCCGCACCCAGCAGCAAUAGGGUUCGCUUAGAUUCUCAUCGUCCGUCUACCGAUGCCCCCGGGCUUGUCCUCCUCCCCGGGAAGCUGCCAAGUCUGUCCCCGUGACAUUUGUUUUUUUUUUUUAAAAAAAUACAUAAAAAGACAGAGUGUGGACACCACCCCAGGUCCAUCACGUGAGCUCGGGGGAUGGGAACCCUUGAGGAGAGUGUGGGCGUUCUCGGGCAUCACCCCCCACCCUGGGGAUGCUUGGUGACCGCCACCCCCCCACCCGCCGCAUGGAGCCACCCAUGGACGCCGUGGACACCCUCGGCCAGACGUACCUCGCGGGGGUCGAGUGCGUUUCGUUUUGUUGUACAUAAAGACUGGCAUGUGCGCCGGAUGCCACGCCGUGCCCCCGGCCCCUCCCGCGGUCCCCGUCCCGUGUCGCCUGCAUGCCGACCCGGCUGGCCUGCACUGUCCACACGUGCCCGUCUCAAAGCUGUCACCCACCCUGACCAUUCAUUCCCUCGGCAGCUCGUUCUCCGCCCGAACGUCAGCCCUGACCUCUCCGGCCCCCCGGGGGGCUGCGCGGUGGGGGGGACCCUUUGUUGGCAGAGAGGACACGUCUGUGGCGCUUCGGGAUUUGGGGGGUUGGGCGUCGUCGCUGCGAGCCAGCUAAUGCCAUGGGAAGGUGUCCAGGGGUUUUUUAAGGUGACACGUCACCAUGUAUGGAAAGCAUCAACGUGCAGACCUGUGGGCCACCAGGAAGGUGACGUGGUCAUGCUUUUGCCGCGUCGGUGGGCUCAGCCGAUGGCGCGUCACGGCCUAGGGCUGACCGGCCGCCGGCUCGGGCCAGGAGACCCAGUGGUGGGAGGGACGUGGGAAUGUGGUGCGGGUGGUGCAUCUGUGCGUCCACGGAAUAAAACGU